GUUAGCAAAAAAAACGUUAUAAAGUUAUACAUCGACAACAAAUAAUAUCUAAGAAAAAUGUUUGGACAGUUAGCUAAAAAAUUUUCACUGCCACUGAUCAGACUGUGCGGUAUUAUUGGUUGUUGUAGUAGUAGUAGUGGUGGUGGUGGUGGUGGUUGGGGCAACAAUCAGUUAUGGCGACAAAACAAUAGGCAUAAUAAUAAUAAUUGGACAGAUAAAACACGACAGCUAAUCGGCACCGGUAUUAGUAGUAUAGGCCUAAAGAGGACACACCUGUUCGAUGAGUUCGACAUGUUUGAUAUAGUGACAAAGUAUGUCCGUAUAAUAAUCCAAGACAUCAACUAUAAUAGACAUUCAACGGGUACAGGCUUUUUGAUAUGCGGACAGUUGGGCGACGUUGUCUACGCUGUUACCUGUGCUCAUGUAACCGAACAAAUGGUCAGUUGUAAUAUCUACGACUAUAACAACACAUUGAUUGGUUUCGGACAGAUACUAUACUGUGAACCGCAACUGGAUUUAGCGCUCAUCCGUUUUAUCGACUACAACAACACUCCGACGAUAGAGAUCUCAGAGAUGGACGGCUCGGAUCUUGAGUUUGGCGACGAAGUUAUAACAAUAGGCGUCCCAACAAACUAUCAUCAAUCGUGCGACUGGAGUCCCGGUAUUGUCAACAAUCCGUAUUCGCAGUUUCCGCGCGAUUUUGUCGGCCGAUAUUCCCAACUGUACAACACUGUCGACGUAGCUAUGGUUCAUACGACCGCCGAAAUGAUUGCCGGUACGUCUGGCGGACCGGUUUUCAAUAGCGGCGGCAAACUUGUCAGCUAUCAAGUCAGCGGUAGUCCCAGGUUUCGCUAUUUUUUUGGCGGACAAAUCGCUUUAGUUUAUGAUUUUUUUAACACUGCUUACGACUAUUCCAAUCGUAUGACAAUCGCCAGACUACAGGAACACGAACUACAACUGGGACUCACCUAUACUGUCCAACAAAUCGAUGUGAAUAUGGUUUUCAUACAGUAUAAUAUAGUUGUGCCCUCGUAUGGCAAUUAUCAAUUGAUGAAUGACUACGACGAUUGGGGAGUCAUCUACGAGAUCAAUGGACAGCCCAUACCUUCUGAACGUGAUUUUCGUGAGGCCGUAAUGUUUUCGGACAACGAAAAUCCAUUGGCCGUACAGAUAGAUAUCGGCGGUUAUGGCUAUAUGUCCGAUGGUUUUAUCUGGUUGGACGACCAAAUGGGAGAGUUUAAAAUUGUUUAAGUGUAGUGAUUUUUAACAGAAAAAAAACAAAAAUCAAUCAAUUAUUCAGAGAAAUAAAUGUUUGUUUUUUUUUUGUUGUUGUUGUUUAU
Molecule: messenger RNA, 1340 nt
Organism: Oppia nitens
Lineage: Eukaryota; Metazoa; Arthropoda; Arachnida; Sarcoptiformes; Oppiidae
Exons: 3
Coding region: 58-1251 (397 amino acids)
Source: RefSeq, a predicted model, not a curated record